AUGGUUAAUUUCCCCUCAAUACGUCUGCUUAAAUGCACUGUUGGAUCUGCAUUUUGUUCAGUGCCGUUUUCACGUUUAUUAUCAAAUACAACUACUUAUCCGGAGUACGGAAUUACAAAUAUUCAAGAUGAUAGUGAUUUUGACAAACGUGUAUUAAAUAAUUCCGCACCGGUCAUUGUUGACUUUCAUGCUAAAUGGUGUGGACCUUGUAAAAUUUUAGGUCCACGGUUGGAAAAUAUAAUGAAAUCGUAUAUGAAUUCUGUGCUACUCGCUAAAGUUGAUGUCGAUCAGUUAGAUACUAUUGCCGAAAAAUAUAAGAUUAAAGUUGUUCCAACUGUGAUUUCCAUCAAAAACGGCAAAGAAAUUGAACGUUUUGAAGGAGCCAAAGAAGAGGAAUUCAUUAGACGUAAAAUAGAAUAUGUAUUAGCGCAUAAUGGUUAG
Molecule: messenger RNA, 441 nt
Organism: Schistosoma guineensis
Lineage: Eukaryota; Metazoa; Platyhelminthes; Trematoda; Strigeidida; Schistosomatidae
Source: the annotation of a GenBank genome assembly